GUGAAAUCGUCUUCUUUAGACGCGUCCUGCAUGUUAAAGAUGGCGGAUGAACAUCAAAACACAAAAAGCAAAAAAGCAAUGACUUGGACAAAUGAACAUAAUGAAAUUCUAGUUCGUGAAAUGUAUUUAUUCCAACCAUGGAACUUCAAAAAAGGAUCACAGCAACGAGGUAAUGCAUGGGAAAUCAGUGAUUCCUUAAAUGAUAUGGAUAGCCCAAGGUUUAACGUGACGCAAAAGUCUGUUCGAGACCACUACACUUUACUUCAAAAACAACAAAAGAAAAGAUUAAGAGAGGAGGAAAAAGCUUCUGGGAUCUCUCCAGAGCCAUCUGCAGUAGAAACUUCCAUUGAGGAAAUUAUUCAAUUGUUCAGAAAUAGAGAUGAAGAAGAGAAAAUUUUAGAAGAGAAACAAAAACAAAACUCUGUUGCAGAAGUAGAAAAGGCUGUGGAAAUUAGACAACAGUCAAUGGAAACAUUAGCUGAAACUUACAAAAGAAAAUCUCAAAGUAAAGAUGGUGAAAAACCUAAAAGAAGAAUGUCAUCCAAUGGAAGUGAAAUCAUUGCCUAUUUACAACAAAAGUCAAGAGUUUAUGCAGAACUUAAAAGAGAAGAAUUGAUGUUGAAAAAAGCUGAAGCUGAUGAAAGAAAACAACAACAAAACAACAUCAUUUCUCAACAGGAAGCUCUCACUAAAGCCUUAACUGACAGCAUUGCUGCUCAGCAAAGGCAGCAAGAGCAACUAAUGCAUCAACUGCAAUUUCAAAACACUGCUUUACUAACAUUGAUGCAGAAUAUUGUUAAAAAAGACUGA
This is a messenger RNA of Xenia sp. Carnegie-2017, 810 nucleotides long. Its product is annotated as trichohyalin-like. The transcript has 2 exons. The record is from RefSeq and is a predicted model, not a curated record. Bases 31 to 810 code for a protein of 259 amino acids. Lineage: Eukaryota; Metazoa; Cnidaria; Anthozoa; Malacalcyonacea; Xeniidae.